AUGUCCGUCUCAGCUUCGAUCCCCGAUACCUCGCUUGGCCUCACCUCCUCCGAGAUCCAGAUCCUUCGACAACAGCAGCAGAUCGCUCUGCAGGGCGGCCAUGCCGGCAAUGGGGGUUCCAGGGGCAGGGGAACUGGAAGAACCAGCAACUCCAGCUCGCGCGCGACCAGCGCCGCCAGCAGCCAGGGCCGCUUGUUGCUGGAUCCUAUGAGUCUCCGCGCGCUGUCGCACCAGUUGGAUGGUCUGCAGGCCCAGAUCAGUGGCCGCAUCGAAUAUCUCGAGGAACAAAUGCAACUCUCCAUUCAGAAUAGCUACGACCGCGCCGGGAACGUAAUCCGCAAUGCUGAUGCGGAGAUUGCCCGCACCCGGUCGAUUCUCGCCUCCAUCGACGAGCUGGAUAAUGAACUGGCCAAGAUUGCUCAUAUCCGCGAUAUCGUCAAGUCUUUCCGCGGUCGAAUCGAGAACUUGGACCAUCGCAUCGACCAGAGUUCUCGCCGGCGCCGCUGA
Messenger RNA from Penicillium alfredii, 507 nucleotides. RefSeq lists its product as uncharacterized. The record is from RefSeq and is a predicted model, not a curated record. NCBI's taxonomy places the organism in Eukaryota, Fungi, Ascomycota, Eurotiomycetes, Eurotiales, Aspergillaceae. The transcript is spliced from 2 exons. Gene Ontology annotation, biological process: endosome organization. Gene Ontology annotation, cellular component: BLOC-1 complex. Bases 1 to 507 code for a protein of 168 amino acids.